This is a messenger RNA of Lodderomyces orthopsilosis Co 90-125, 2415 nucleotides long. It is a transcript of the gene PTP2, whose product is annotated as tyrosine protein phosphatase. The record is from RefSeq and is a predicted model, not a curated record. Bases 1 to 2415 code for a protein of 804 amino acids. NCBI's taxonomy places the organism in Eukaryota, Fungi, Ascomycota, Pichiomycetes, Serinales, Debaryomycetaceae. The transcript has a single exon. Gene Ontology annotation, molecular function: protein tyrosine phosphatase activity. Gene Ontology annotation, biological process: protein dephosphorylation.
AUGGCAACAACAACAGCAGCAGCAGCAGCAUCCAGCCCGAAUGGGUUAGGCCAUUCCAAUAGCAGUAAUGGCAACAGUCACUGUGCCACCAAUGGAUCUACUAGUUUUGGAAUAACAUCACAUUCACCACUUGUAACACCAACAACACCUAACAAUACACAACAUCCUCAAUCACAACAGCAACAACCAACUCACAAUCUACAGCGACAGCUUCUGCAACUGAAGCUACAACAACAGCUGCAACAACUACCUACUCUUGACUCAACCCCACGAUCCUCUCACUCCAAUACUCCUCCUUCGUUGCCAUCAAUACCACAAACGCUGUCACAACUGAACAAUAGCUCCAUCACAAACAAUAACACACCACGUCAUUUGCAUAUACAGCCACAUCAAUCUCAAUCACUACCGUUGCACUAUGAUCAAUACACUUCUAAUACUACCACCAACGACAAUAACAAUAACAAUAACACCUCCAAAAAUAGUCACUUUUUGCUGCCAAGUAGUCCAUACCAUUCAAUCUCAAAAAAUGGCUAUGGCACUACCACCACCUCCAGUACCAUCUCAACCCCUAGGUCAGGUUCACUACUGGGUCCAUCAACUCCUUCGUUUAAAUUGAACUCACCAUCUCCAACUACAUCUACAUUUGCCACUAGUUUCCCAUCAACAAUUUCUCAACAAUCGGCUGCAAAUUUGAACCCUCAGGAUUAUGAUUUUAUUUUUGACGUUCGUCCUUUCAAUCUAUACUCCAAAAGUAGGAUUAUUAAAUCGACUAAUUUGUGUUUACCAACAACAUUGCUUAAACGUAAUUCGAUGAGUUUAAUAGAUUUGAUUAACAUGGUUGAUUUGUCGUCUGAAUUGAAGGAUGUAUUCACGAAACAUUUACAAAAGGACCAUCUGGAUGAGUUGACCAAACUUUCGAUUUUGGUUUAUGAUCAAUGUUCGUCCAACGAGGCAAUUACAUUCCCCUUGUAUCAGACAAUUUCAAAAUUUGAAAAAUACCAUGACAAGUUCAAUAUUUAUUAUCUCAAUGGUGGAUUUUCUGGUGCUUUAAUACAAAAUACUGGAGUUAUCGAAACCUGUCCACUCAGCUCGAAUGGAGGUAGUAGUGAUGGUGCUAAUGGCUCUGGCUCUAAUGGGCAUCGCAAAACUAAAAGCCUAUCAGGGUUUACAUUACCUUCAGCAACCAAUUUCAAGACUAAAUUUGUUCAAUCUAUCAAAAAGAAUAACGAUUAUGAUGUGAAAAAGGGUUGUGAUUCGAAUAAAGAGUUUUUCAGUGAUUUAUCAAAUGGAUCAGUUAAUGGUGCUACAAACGGCAAUAAGUCUGACCCCUCUUACAAGUACAAACUAAGGGACAUUCCCCCCGAUUUAUCACUCCCCAAGUGGUUGCAAUUUAUGAAGCAAGACUCAAACGAUGAAAGUCUACAAUAUAUGAUCACCAAGUUUAACAAGAUUGAAGAAAUUGAAAAAAGUCGAUUAAAUAAAAUGGCUUCGAAUUUUAAAUCACCUUAUACUGCCAAUGUUCAAGGACAAGAUAAAAUCUUUUCCCCGUGUUGUCCUGAUUGUUCUACUAUUGAUUUUCAAUUACCACAAGGGAUUGAAUUUGGCUACAAGAAUAGGUUUAAUAAUGUAUGGCCUUAUGAACAUUCACGAGUGAAAUUGGGCCAAGCAAAGAAGGAGUUACUGAGUGGAAAGCAUAAAACUGAGGGGGGCGCGACUAAGGACGAAAAGCAAGCAAAGGAGGAAAAUGAUACCAAAGAGCACAACGGUAGUGAGCACCACCAUUAUCAUCACCCAAGCCGUCACUACCAAAAGGAUGACUAUUUUAAUGGAAAUUAUAUCAACACUAGCACUUUAAUAAGUAAUGACAUCACCUACAUUGCCACUCAAAACCCCUUGUCGUCAACAAUUGAUGACUUCUGGUCUACAAUUGAGCUUGAAGAUGUACAAAUUAUCAUCAAUUUGGAAACUAAGCCAAUUCAAUAUUUCAACCACCCUAAAAUCAAAACCAUUGAAGUUAUCGACACUCCAUAUCCGGAUUUUAAAUUACGCUUAAUCAAUAAUCAUAUUUAUCAUCUUCAUUAUUUAUCAUGGCCGGAUUUUGGAAUUCCACAAUCUUUCAAAUCCAUAUUAGAUAUGAUCAGAUACAAGAAUCAAUUAACUUUAGAUAAACAUUUGAAUAACAGGUUGUUGGUUCAUUGUACUGCUGGAUGUGGAAGAACUGGAGUUUUCAUAACCAUUGAUUCAUUAAUGCAAGCUUGGAAAAACCUGGGACUGAAAGUAAUGGAACUGGAUAUUGAUUUGGUUUAUAAAUUGGUUCAACAUCAACGAAGACAACGGGUUGGAAUGGUGCAAAAUUUAGAUCAAUUUAUCAUAAUUUAUGAAAUAUUCAUAGAGUAUUUAAUCAAUAACAAGUAA